AUGGCUGGAAUUACACGACCGAUGAGCCAAAUGAAGAGACUUGAGAGUAAGGAAAACCUCUUCCGUACCCGGAAGCGUAUCCUGAAGUACCUAGUUCUGGCGUUCUUGAAGCAGGAAGGAUACUUCCACGCUGCGGAGACCUUCGCUCAGGAGGCGUCGUUGGGGGGAGACUACCAGCUCUGCGAUAACAUGGACUUGGAUAUCAUAUUGCAGGAUUACUGCAGCUACUACCUAAUAAGGUUUAACAAGCAACCGCAGUUUGUGCGUAAGGUGGAAGACCAGCCUUUGGCCCUGGUCAACCCUCGGCCACAGACCAGGAAACAGCGCCGCUCCCACGUUUCAGACACGCCAGAUUGCGAGAAGAAGGAGACCAACUUGCCUGCUAGCUUUACUAUCACUAGCUUGUCUAAGGAAGAGCCACCAGAGAAACCAGAAGACAUCCCACCGGUUGAAAGAAAAUCCUUGGCUGUUCUCCUGAGGAAUGCGUCUGCUGAGAAGAAGGAACUAGUAGAACUGUUAUACCAAGACAUUAUCCGACCCACAGGCGUCUCCUGGGAUGAUAUCAAGGGGCUGACAGAGGCCAAGAGCUUGCUGAUGGAAUCUGUAGUUUAUCCGGUCAGAUACCCAGAAGUAUUCACGGGUCUCCUGGAGCCGUGGCGCGGGGUGCUCCUUCACGGGCCUCCAGGCACCGGGAAGACGUUGCUGGCGCGCGCGGUGGCAGCUGAGGGCUGCUGCACCUUCUUCAACGUAACAUGCAGCACCCUCGUCAAUAAAUGGCGCGGGGAGAGCGAGAAGAUUGUAAAGGUGCUCUUCGAGAUGGCAUCAUACUACUCCCCGUCAAUUAUCUUCAUUGACGAGGUGGAGACGUUAGCAUCAGAGCGCUCCUCGGUCGGUGAGCACGAGGCCUCGCGCCGGCUGAAGACGCAACUCUUGACGGAGCUCGACGGAGUCACGCACGGCGAUGGGCUGGUGUUUCUGUUGGCCAACUCUAACAUGCCCUGGGACCUAGAUCCAGCUAUGCUGAGACGUCUGGAGAAACGCAUCUACAUUCCCCUCCCCGACUACAAGACCCGAGUGGAAUUGUUCGAGAAGUUUCUGUGCAGCAAGAGCAUAGAAGUAUACCCGAAGGUGGAUAUACACGAGCUAGCCACGAAGACUGAGGGGUACUCAGGGAGCGAUAUCAAGCUGGUCUGCAAGGAGGCUUUAAUGGCCAAUGUUAGGAAGAUGCUGCCUCAUAUGAGCGGGAAAGGAGCCACGCCCCCUCGCAAAGACCGGCUGAACCUGUCAGACAUCCUCACCGCGAUUGAGAAGACCAAGCCAGUCUCUAAGAACCUAGCGAAGAAGCACGAGAUCUGGCAGAACGAAAUGGGGUGCUCUUAAACAGAGUGAUUGAAUAAGGAAUAAUACUACGUAUAGAACGGCAACUCUCGACUCCCCACCAACGGCUGAGCUAGGUUUAACUCGCCUCCCACGGCCUUACUUUAGUCUUUAAUCAGGUGGGCGUCAGACGUUACACACAAAUGCGUGUGUACCAUAGAUGUCUGUGCAAAAACGAGGUAUUUUGUAUGAAGUGUCCGGGGUGUGACGGGGUCUAAUCUUGUUAUGAUUACGUCACGAGGACUACAACCAACAGGCAUAGUAAUAGGAUGGUCCUUUCCAUACAUUUUAGGUUUAUCUAAUACCUACCAAUGCUCGCCACCGGCUCUUUUUUGUAGUGUGGGUAGGGAACGUAGUAUAUGUACAGGGUGAUAGUGACGCCUCAUCGAAUACCAGAAUUAUGAGCUGAAUCAGCCCCUCGGUACGGUACAGUAUUACUAACACCCUGUAUAUUUUUACACAAUAUCGCGGAGUAAUCAGUAAAUAUUACAAAAUUGAUUAAAAAAAUUACAAAUAAAACAAAAAUGUUU
This is a messenger RNA of Pectinophora gossypiella (pink bollworm), 1907 nucleotides long. Its product is annotated as katanin p60 ATPase-containing subunit A-like 2. The record is from RefSeq and is a predicted model, not a curated record. The transcript is spliced from 9 exons. Bases 1 to 1380 code for a protein of 459 amino acids. Lineage: Eukaryota; Metazoa; Arthropoda; Insecta; Lepidoptera; Gelechiidae. Gene Ontology annotation, molecular function: protein binding; ATP binding; ATP hydrolysis activity.